Messenger RNA from Phytophthora infestans T30-4, 372 nucleotides. RefSeq lists its product as uncharacterized. Gene Ontology annotation, biological process: resolution of meiotic recombination intermediates; replication fork processing. Gene Ontology annotation, cellular component: FANCM-MHF complex; Fanconi anaemia nuclear complex. The transcript has 4 exons. Lineage: Eukaryota; Oomycota; Peronosporomycetes; Peronosporales; Peronosporaceae. The record is from RefSeq and is a predicted model, not a curated record. Bases 1 to 372 code for a protein of 123 amino acids. Gene Ontology annotation, molecular function: protein heterodimerization activity; chromatin binding.
AUGAACCUGGGUGGUGGCGAGGAGCUGCGCGUUCGCCAGAGCAUCCUGUACACUGUCGGCCGCAUCUGCGACGAAGAGGCUCAGAAGCAGCAACAGGAGCACCAUGCCCGUCCGAGACCUCAUAUGUCUAAGGAGGCCAUGGCAUUACUCGCCGAUCUAGUCUACAAACAAUCCGAAGUGAUGGCGACGGAGCUGCAGUUUUUCGCGCGUCAUGCCAACCGUAAGAUCAUCAAGACCGAGGACGUGACGCUCCUUGCCCGGAAACACCCCAACAUGACCAACUUGCUUCAAAAAUUCCAUCGGGAAAACCUGAACUCGAGCUCUACGACGUCAGGCAAGAAGAGACGGAGGAACUUUGGCGAGUCGGACUAG